This is a messenger RNA of Lolium perenne, 1327 nucleotides long. RefSeq names its product mitochondrial uncoupling protein 1. The record is from RefSeq and is a predicted model, not a curated record. Lineage: Eukaryota; Viridiplantae; Streptophyta; Magnoliopsida; Poales; Poaceae. Gene Ontology annotation, biological process: transmembrane transport.
CUCUUACCAGUUUUGGUGCUAUUCACACACGGAGAGAAGGGCGGCAGCUCCAGCCCGAGCAGCCGACGAAGCCCAGGUAACAAGAAAGAACCUGAGAUCUGAAUCUGGAUCUUAAAUUGGAGUAGAUCAGCAGCCAGUGCACUUGCGACUCAACCUACCUCUGCCCCUCUUCGCCCUCUGCUCGCCAUCCACCGUUCGCCGCCGCCUCCUCGCCCGGAUAAAAUGACGACGGCCUCUUCCUUUGCCGCCGUCUUCAUCAGCAGCGCCAUCGCCUCCUGCUUCGCUGAGCUGUGCACCAUUCCUCUCGACACAGCCAAGGUGCGGCUUCAGCUGCAAAAGAAAACGGCUGCUGGGCCUACACCUACAGGGGGGAUGCUGGGCACAAUGAUGUCGAUCGCAAGGGAGGAAGGCAUCACCGCUCUUUGGAAGGGCAUCGUCCCUGGCCUUCACCGACAGUGCAUCUAUGGUGGCCUCCGCGUCGGCUUGUAUGAGCCUGUCAAAACCUUAUUUGUGUUUGUAGGCGAAGCCACUUUAUUGAACAAGAUUUUUGCUGCUCUUACCACUGGUGUCAUAGCAAUUUCUGUUGCAAACCCAACUGAUCUUGUCAAAGUGAGAUUGCAAGCUGAUGGAAAAUCUACUGCUGGCAAGAGACACUAUUCUGGAGCCCUUAAUGCGUAUGCCACCAUAAUCAAACAGGAAGGUAUUAGAGCUUUGUGGACUGGCCUUGGUCCAAAUAUGGCACGCAAUGCUUUAAUUAAUGCUGCUGAGUUGGCCAGCUAUGAUCAAUUUAAACAGAUGUUUCUAAGUCUUCCUGGUUUUACCGAUAAUGUUUAUACCCAUCUUCUAGCUGGACUUGGUGCCGGUAUUUUUGCUGUUUGCAUUGGAUCUCCACUGGAUGUGAUGAAAUCAAGAAUGAUGGGUGAUUCAUCAUACAGAAGUACAAUUGAUUGUUUCACCAAGACGUUGAAGAAUGAUGGAGUUGCUGCUUUCUAUAAGGGGUUUGUAGCAAACUUUUGUCGAGUUGGGUCAUGGAAUGUGAUAAUGUUCUUAACUAUGGAACAGGUUAGAAGAUUUUUUUUGUAAGAAUUACGUGGUGCCUCUACAGUCUACACUGCAAGGCUCUGCCGAACUGGCUACAGUUUCGGGAGUAGCGGGCAUAUGCUCAUAGGAUUCCGAUUUUCAUUGUACAGGAGAAUGCAUUCUCAUGUUGUAAUUUGAUCUAUGUGAUGACUACGACAUAAUCAGUAACGAUCAUGUUGUAUAUUAUUAGCAUUGUUCAGGACCAUUUUAUGGGGUUAAUAAAUAUUAGGAGUUCAUUUUGUUUUUA